Molecule: messenger RNA, 1677 nt
Organism: Eremothecium sinecaudum
Lineage: Eukaryota; Fungi; Ascomycota; Saccharomycetes; Saccharomycetales; Saccharomycetaceae
Gene: LCB1
Product: serine C-palmitoyltransferase LCB1
Exons: 1
Coding region: 1-1677 (558 amino acids)
Biological process (GO): sphingosine biosynthetic process; ceramide biosynthetic process
Cellular component (GO): endoplasmic reticulum
Molecular function (GO): serine C-palmitoyltransferase activity; pyridoxal phosphate binding
Source: RefSeq, a predicted model, not a curated record
AUGAAGAACUUGCAACACGUACCUGAUGUGCUUCCGUCUAGUAUUCCACUGCCAGAGAGCGUGGUUACAGCUACAUCGUAUAUUUGGUACUUUCUGCAUCAGGGUUGUGUCAGAAUUCCCGGAAUGCGGUACGUGAUGGAUUACAUUGCAAAGUCACAUCAAGCCGACCCCUACCGCACAAUGGUCGAGAUUGGCCUAAUAAUUUACGGUUUAGUGUACUAUUUAAGCAAGCCCUGGAAGCAAGGGCAAGAAGUACAGGCGCGUUUGAAUGCACGUGAUGUCGACCAACUGAUUGAGGAGUGGGAGCCGGAGCCAAUUGUGAUAUCAGAGCAGCGCGAUGCCUGGCGGCUUCAAGCUCUACCUGUAGUUAGUGUCAUAGACGAGCAUAACUGCUGUACAGUGACAAGGAAUGGCGGACAGGAGCGUUACGAUAAUGUAUUAAAUAUGGCUUCUACAGAUUACUUGCAGCUGUCUCGCGAUCCUACUGUUGUUGAAAUAGUGAAAAACACCAUCAGCAAUUAUGGUGUUGGUUCAUGUGGUCCAGCUGGGUUCUACGGUAACCAGGAUGUACAUUACAAUCUGGAAUACGAACUCGCACGCUUCUUUGGAACGGAAAAUGCUGUCCUAUAUGGUCAGGAUUUCUGUGUUGCUGCUUCUGUGGUCCCAGCUUUUACAAAGCGUGGUGAUGUUAUAGUUGCGGAUGAUCGUAUCUCACUUGCUAUGCAGAACGCUCUGCAGCUCAGUAGGUCUACGGUUUACUAUUUUAAACACAAUGACAUGGCUGCUCUUGAAGAGCUGCUUGCAGAGCUAGACCAACGCGAGCGUGCUGAGCAACUCCCUUCAAUACCACGGAAGUUUAUUAUCACAGAAGGUCUCUUCCAUAACACCGGAGAUAUCGCCCCAUUACCAGAAUUGGUAGCACUCAAGCACUCCUACCGCUACCGUCUGAUUGUGGACGAAAGCCACUCUCUCGGUGUCCUCGGUCGUACUGGUCGCGGACUUACGGAGCACUUCCACAUGGACAGAAAUACUGCUGUCGACAUCACAAUCGGUUCCAUGGCAACCGCUCUUGGCUCUUCUGGUGGCUUCGCUCUCGGAGAUAACGUCAUGUCUCACCACCAGCGCAUUGGUUCCAACGCAUAUUGUUUUUCUGCAUCAUUGCCCCCCUAUUGUUGCGCUGCAGCGCACAGGGUUCUAAGCAUUAUGGAAGCAGACUCAUCCGCUGUGACAGCUCUCCAUAAGGUUACGUCUGUGGUUUAUAAUGCUAUCACAAAAGACGAAAAGCUAUCUCAAUACAUGAUAGUUACUUCCAGCCCCCACUCUAGCGUUAUUCAUUUACAACUAACGCCAGAGAUCCGCAGAUCACUUUUCAACUCCUCAGUCGACGAGUUGUUUGAGGAACUCUCUCGCCUGCAUUCUCGACAUGCUUCCAAUAAGUACGUGGCCGCUUGGGAAGAAGAAGAACGCUUGUUACAGCGCAUAGUUGACAUAGCGCUAAAGAAACAUAUUCUAUUUUCACGGAAUACCCUCGUCCACGAGCAUGAAACCUUACCGGUAGCGCCAGGCUUAAAAAUAUCGUGUCACGCUUUAUUAAAAACUGAACAAGCUGAAAAUGCUUGUGAAGUUCUAAGCAACGCUGUCGUCGAGGCCAUCACCGCAUACGGGAACUCUUCCUAA